AAAUCGUCAAGCGAUGCUUCGUUAUUCGCCAAUUAAUCUCAGAGCCUGACUUUGUUUGUCAAACGUAUCUGCACCAUGGAUAAAAGCUGUAUGGCAGGGAAACUAUGGGGAGGACGAUUCUCAGAAAGCACGGAUUUAGAAUUAAACAAAUUAAACGCAUCUCUUGACAUCGACAAACGGAUGUACGCUGAAGACAUACAGGCGAGUAUCGUAUAUGCCAAAGCAUUGUGCAAGGCGAAAUUACUAACCGAAGAUGAAGCGAGGAGAAUAAAAGACGGUUUAAUAAAGGUGAAAAAAGAGUGGGACAGUGAAAAAUUCAUAGAAGUACCGAGCGACGAAGACAUCCACACAGCUAAUGAACGAAGACUGACGGAGAUUAUUGGGAAUACAGCUCGAAAAUUGCACACCGGAAGAAGUCGCAAUGAUCAAGUCGCGACGGAUACCAGAUUAUGGUUGCGAAAAGGGAUUGAUAAUAUUUCGAAACUGAUGAAAGAUGUUAUCCAGGUACUUUUAACUCAAGCCGAGAAAGACAUCGAUGUUCUCAUGCCAGGAUAUACUCAUCUGCAACGUGCACAGCCAAUUCGUUGGAGCCAUUGGAUACUUAGUCAUACCUGGGCCAUGAAGAGUGACUUGGAGAGAUUGCUGGAGAUCCGCAAACGAGUUAACUCCAUGCCUUUAGGAUGUGGUGCAUUAGCAGGAAAUCCUUUUCCCAUUGACAGAACCGAAAUGGCGAUUGAACUUGGCUUUGAAAGCAUUGUGAGAAAUAGCAUGGUAGCUGUUGGAGAUCGAGACUUUAUUGCUGAGUUCCUAUUUUGGGCAUCUCUUACGUCGAUUCACCUGAGCAAGCUUUCCGAGGAUUUGAUCAUCUACAGCAGCCAGGAGUUCGAUUUUGUGAAAUUAUCAGAUGCCUUUUCCACUGGCAGUAGUCUGAUGCCUCAGAAACGAAAUCCGGAUUCCCUGGAACUUAUACGGGGAAAAAGUGGAACACUUUACGGCAAGUGCGCAGGCUUCAUGAUGACACUAAAAGGACUCCCUUCGACGUACAAUAAAGAUCUGCAAGAAGACAAGGAAGCUCUUUUCUCUGCGUACGAUACAUUAGUGAACGUAUUGAACGUCACUCAAGGAAUGUUAGAAACUCUAACGAUAAAUCCAGAAAAAUGUAGAGCAGCGCUGACGUAUGAUAUGCUGGCAACCGACAUAGCUUACUAUCUUGUUCGCAAAGGGGUCACUUUCCGAGAAGCUCAUCACAUUGUUGGCCAAGUAGUUACCUUGUCAAAGGAUACUGCUAUUCGAGACAUUGGCCUGUCGCAAUUGCAAUCUAUCAGUAAGGCGUUUGAAGAGGACAUCGAACAAGUUUGGGACUUCGAGCGCAGUGUUGAACAAUAUCAAGCUGCAGGUGGCACAAGUUUGACCGCAGUUCAACAUCAAAUUGCACUUCUUCGUUCCUGGCUAUGCAAAGAAACCAGAAAGUGAUUAAUUACCUGGUUAAUAAAAAUCAUUAAAGCCUGCCCCCUCGGUGUAAUGCUCGACGGCUAGAUUAAAGAAGUCUUCCUUAUCAAUGGAUUUACAAGCUAUAUUUUCUUCAAGAAGGCCAAUGAUAUGUAAAAAUACAUAUAUUAUCUAUA
Molecule: messenger RNA, 1625 nt
Organism: Orussus abietinus
Lineage: Eukaryota; Metazoa; Arthropoda; Insecta; Hymenoptera; Orussidae
Gene: Argl
Product: argininosuccinate lyase
Exons: 11
Coding region: 76-1473 (465 amino acids)
Cellular component (GO): cytosol
Molecular function (GO): argininosuccinate lyase activity
Source: RefSeq, a predicted model, not a curated record